GUUUGAAAAGCCGAUAGAGCAGACGCUUUCAAGCUACAUUCGAGAAAAUGAGCACCCAAAAGUUGAUAGAUAAACUGGAAAGUUGCAUUGUAAACCUAACUCUUGGAUCUUUUGCAGCAGCAGAACUUGACAUACAACAGGUUGCUGAAGAAUUUGCAAAUCUAAACAAAAAUACAGGGAAUGAAAGCAGCAUAAAGGAUAUAGAAGAAUUCAUGAAAAACAUCAAUUAUGUCAUGGCGGAAUUUUGGCGAAAACAAGAACAGCAACAAGCACUCAGCAAAAGUGAUUACAGACAAGCACUUCUAGCUUUCUUCAGGUGCUUGCGGAACUGUUGGGCCAGUAACAGAUUGCUUCAAGAUGCUCUAGGAUCGAACUUAGAUUUUCUUGCUGAGUUUCGCAAGCUUUUGGACGCAGUGUUUGAACGUCAUAGUGACGAUGAAGGAGAUCUAAUACUGUGUAUUGCUGUGCAAUUUCUUUGUAAUGCCACCUCUGGUCACAGCAGUGUAGACAGCCGAGUUUAUGUGUGGGACUACUUCCAUUGUCAGUUCUUGCGCAUACUGAAAAAUGAGGUUAGUAGUGAUAGACUGCUCAACUGCACUUGCUUCAUUGUACGCAACUGUAUUCUGGCAUACUCCAGGGCCAACCACUUCUUUCUUGAUGAUCAGAACAAUAACCUUACUUUACGGCUUGUUGUUCAAGCUGUAUGGAACGUGAAAAUAUAGAAAAUGGGAUGCUUGCGGUGGAACAAAUGCUGAAGGUGACAAAAUUGUUUGAUGGUCUGUACUGCAAAUUAGAGCCCAAAGAGAGGCUUUUUGUGCUAGAAAUAUUAAAAUCACGCUUGCUGGAUUGGGAAAAAAAUUUGGGUGCUACCACAACCCUUGCACCAUCUGAAGUAGCAGACAAUUCCGACUUGCCAGUAUGCAAGAGUAACUUGAUCUUCCUCGCUAACCGUGUGAGUGAUGAACGAGCUGAGUUUCAGAAGCUCAAGUACAAAGAUGCUGGCCACAAUGAAGGAUUAUUGGUGUUGGUCAAAGAGCUUGAAGUUCUGUCCAUUGUCACUGCUUUUGAUAGCUACAACAGACUACAAGAUACACCAAAAUUGUUACGUUUUGCAGUUGAUCUUUUACGGGACAUACAUGAGGCUGGAAAGGAGAGGUUCUGCUCCACUGGCAGUGUUGACGAAGACGAGCAGCGACACAGACAUUGA
Messenger RNA from Pomacea canaliculata, 1207 nucleotides. RefSeq names its product ataxin-10-like. Lineage: Eukaryota; Metazoa; Mollusca; Gastropoda; Architaenioglossa; Ampullariidae. The record is from RefSeq and is a predicted model, not a curated record. The transcript has 8 exons. Bases 704 to 1207 code for a protein of 167 amino acids.